Nematostella vectensis (starlet sea anemone) is the source of this 2679-nucleotide messenger RNA. RefSeq names its product melatonin-related receptor-like. The coding region runs from base 1144 to 2232 and encodes 362 amino acids. The record is from RefSeq and is a predicted model, not a curated record. NCBI's taxonomy places the organism in Eukaryota, Metazoa, Cnidaria, Anthozoa, Actiniaria, Edwardsiidae. Gene Ontology annotation, cellular component: membrane. Gene Ontology annotation, molecular function: G protein-coupled receptor activity. The transcript has a single exon. Gene Ontology annotation, biological process: G protein-coupled receptor signaling pathway.
AAGGACACUAAACCGGAGGUCCCGUCUCUUCAAGCUGUACUACACUAAACCUGAACCGAAGGGACGUAAAAGAACCACUGGGGACGCAAUAAACCCUCUGGCAGUGACCACCCCCAGUGACAGUGCUUGCUUAAUGCCUCCUAGUAUUAGCGAAAGCUACUUAGGAGUAAUAAUAAGAAAGUAAUAAGAAAGAAAGAAGAAAGCUUGAAAGUACACUGAAAUCUAAGAUAAAAAACUUUUAAGGCUAGAAUUCUUAUUCGCCAAAUGAAAGCCAUUAUUUUAAUAGACUUCGCUUCGAUCGGAGAUAAGUCGAGUAUCUAAAAAUUUUGAUGACGUCACAAUUGCCAAGGCUGUCGUGUCGAUUACUGCCCUCACGUGCGUGAUCUAACGCUUUGCAAUCCCUCCCUCCCCCCCCCAUCCCCCCAAAAAUACGCGCGCGUAAAUUAGCAUCCAAAUUAGUGAUCCAAUUAAUCGAGGUACUAAUCAAAUAGAACUUAAUCAAAUAGAACCUGACAAGUAAAUUUUGCAAUUUAAAUCUCAGUUGACUUAGGAUAUUAUAUUGAUACUUUACUUGCGUCGGAAUAUCCUUCGAAGAUAAAAUGCUGCAAGCAACGCUAUUCUCGAUGUGACUUACUAAGAUAAAUUUUACGGUCUUUAGAAAUGUUAAUUAGAUUUGAAGCCAACCUAGGGUAGUAUACGGAAACAUUGUUCAGGUUAAAACUUUGAAACUAAUAAUCAACGCCACGUUGCUAAAGCAUCUUGUUAUUAUAGAAUACUCCUAUUGAAUUGUUGGCGUAAGAGAAGAGAUUGUUUUGAAACUUGUGAAUACGUGAAUAGCUAAUCAGCUUCUGAAAAGAAUGGAUGGGCUUAUUUUACUUUGCAAUACACCACUUCUUGAAGGUGUUUAAAUAUUGAUGUUUUAUUUUUGAAGAAAGGAAUUCGUUUAUUUGCCUACUAUUCGAGUGCCUUUGGAAUAGAGCCUCAAGUGGGUUCUCCCUUGAAAUGGCGAGUUUGCACGGAAAUUGAAAUUACGAAUUAUCAAUCCUGACACCUUAUUGAGAGUCUGCUAAAUGAUAGAAUGUGGAAUGUUACCCCUUUCUUGUGCGAAGAAGGUAAAUUGACUAACAAAACCCAAGUAUAAACAUGGACGAAACACAAAACUUGACUCAACGAUUCGCCGAACGCUGCUUUGAGAUUAUCAUCACAGAGACAACACUGAGUCUUGGCAUAGGUCUCUUCGCUCUUGUGCUAAACAUCUUCACCUUGUAUACCGCUUGCAAGAAGCUUCGAGUCCAGAGUCUCCCACACAUGUAUAUUGCGAGCUACUGCAUCGCAGAUUUGCUCUUCCUGUCCCUCGUCAUGCCGUUCUCGCUGAUCGCUUUGAUCCUGAGCGAGUGGGAUACUCCGCCAGUGACGUGUGAGAUCCAGGGCUUUGCGGUCAUCACUCUUGGCGCACUCACGGCCUUACUGAUGACCCUGACUGCUAUUGAUCGCUUCUUCGCUAUGACUAGCCCUGGUAUCUACGCGCGUUUAUUCAAAGCUAAGGUAGUAAUGGUGCUACUCGUGUUGGUCUGGCUGAUGGCCGGGGCCGUUCCGCUACCAUACUUCUUAGAAGGAAAACUCCGCUUCCAUCCAGGUUACGCCUUCUGCAAGGCCGAUGUCAACAUCAAGAACUACUUGACCGCUUCUGUUCUCCAACUUGCACUAGUUGUACUGCCGCUUCUAGUCGUAAUGAUUUGUCUUUGUAAGACCAAGCUACGAAUGAUUCGCCGCACACGGCAGCAACCUGGAGAAAUACAGACGCUCGAGCUAUGCGGGAACGAGCUGGAAACCACGCGCAUGUUCGCGGGCAUCAUCCUCGGCAUCCUGGUCUGUUGUCUGCCCAUGUUCAUAUGUGACCUUGUGGUGGCGUUCCUGGGACGCUUCACGCUCCCCCGGUCUGCCUACAUGUUCUCUUCCUUUUGCGUGGCGUCCAUCGCUUGGGUUAGACCACUCGUCGUGAUACUCUGCGAUGAGGAUUAUAAGCAUGAGAUACAAGCGCUCUUACCGUGCUGUAAACCGCCCGAAUCUCAACGCCAUCUUCCGAUGCGAACGCCCAGUACGAGAAGCGAGUUUGACUCGGGCGCUUACCAAAUGUUUCCGUUGCCACAUUUGAGGUCUACGAAGUUUGUUCGGUAUACCGACCAAGGCCUCGGCGUGAUGGACGUUUGGGAAAACCAAUCGGUUGCUUAGCGAGUUUUACCCGAGUGCUUACGAAAUGUUUCCGUUGCCACAUCUGAGGUCUAAAAAGAUUGUUUAGUAUACCACUAUAGCCCUUGUCGACAUUUGCGAGUCGAGUUCCACGGAAUCAUCACGGAAAGAUGGGCUAUCGACGGGUUCAUCUAAUGGAUUUGCCUGGCUAAACCCCAAGGCCAUGUCUGGGUGCGCGGGACAAUAGGGCAUGGAGACGCGCAUUGUUUAGUAUAAAUUUUCUUGGUUACUCUUCUUUGUACGACGUCCAGUAGCCGAAAUGGUAUUUCAUAUGACGAUGUAAAAGCGUUGACAUAAAUCACAUAAAUCACCAUUAAUUGUUCAAGCAGUCUAGAGUAAUUUAGCAAUGUAUCAAUCUAGAAUAACUUAGGAAAUUAUGUAAUCAAAACAUCCUAGUUGGGAAAUUUCAAGUAAAUCUAUAUGAUCUAG